Messenger RNA from Myotis myotis, 870 nucleotides. RefSeq names its product basic salivary proline-rich protein 4-like. The record is from RefSeq and is a predicted model, not a curated record. Gene Ontology annotation, molecular function: activin binding; ATP binding; activin receptor activity, type I. The transcript is spliced from 2 exons. Gene Ontology annotation, cellular component: plasma membrane; activin receptor complex. Gene Ontology annotation, biological process: activin receptor signaling pathway; protein phosphorylation; nervous system development. Bases 1 to 666 code for a protein of 221 amino acids. Lineage: Eukaryota; Metazoa; Chordata; Mammalia; Chiroptera; Vespertilionidae.
AUGCCCUGCUUCCCACCCCACUCCGGGGCGGCUAGGUUUCCCCCACUGAGCGCUCAGGUCCCUGACUCGCCCCAGCCCAGCCGGGCUUCGGACGCCGUGGGCGGGGCUCCGGGCAGCACCCCGCCCAGGGGCGGGGCCUGCGGCGCUGGGACAAGGCCGCCGGGAGGCCGUCCCCGCCCCCGAGCCCGGGGUCCGCCCAGCGGGUCCUAUAAAGGGAGGCGACGGCCGCCCGCCUGGCCCGCCUGGCCCGCCGGGCUGGCACCCACAGGCCGCAUCCGCCGCGGCGCGGAGCGCGGACCCUCCGCCGACUGGAAGCUGCAGCAGAAGGAGGAGGCGGCCACCGCCCGGGCUCCAGCCUCCGAAGUCGCCCCGGCCCGAACCCCGGCCUCCGGCGCCGGCGCUGGGCCCCCGGGGGACGAGCUGCACGCGGCGCUGGAGGGCUACCGCCCCGCCGAGCUGUGCCACGCGCUCGCCCUGUUUAGGGGGCACCCUGCCCCGCCCGAAGGGAAGCCUGGAAUUGCUCAUCGAGACUUAAAGUCAAAGAACAUCCUAGUGAAGAAAAACGGCAUGUGCGCCAUUGCAGACCUGGGCCUGGCCGUCCGUCAUGAUGCAGUCACUGACACCAUUGACAUUGCCCCAAAUCAGAGAGUGGGAACCAAACAGUAGGAAGGCCCUGGGCCUCUGCCUUUGCCCUCUACCUGUACUGAGUGGUCCAUGUGUGUCCUUCCUUGUUGUGCAGAAGGAAGGAAGAGAAGGUCUGUUUAUCGGUUGAAUCUCAGUGAAUUUCACUAAAUUGUUCUCCUUUUCCCCUCCCAUUUGACGAAUAAAGAACCCAGGCUCCAAAUUGUAAGGCCUGAGGUGAUCCCCUGA